CACGCUACCGGUCAUCCAAAUGACUGCAUUCUUAGCCCACCGCUGCGAUUCCCAGAGGAAACUGAGACAUAAAGACAAUCUAACAGGUCUUGACUUGUCUUUUGACAGAAGAACCCCACAUGCAUGGUUAUAUUCCUUUACCCACCCACAGGCUGUCAUGCAAAAAUUACUAGGGUUGGGAAGAGCAAAAGCUGACUGCACCUUUUUGGAUUAAAAGAAGGUACCGUAAUCAUGAAACUUAACCGAGAUUGAAAAUGAUUUAGAACAAAGGAAAAGCUAUCAGCAAGACUUACCCUAACACUAGUUAUGUUUGAGCUCGUCUUGAUUUGUGGAUUAAUGAGGAUUUCAAGAUUCCAGUGUGUGCAUGAAAAAGAGUAUUUCUGCUCCUCCAUCCCAACUGAUUUUCCAGAAGGUCUGACCUCUGUUAUAUUUGUUGUAACGAAGAUUGGAGUCCUCAACUCAACGGUCUUCAACAGCCCAAGCUUGAAAUCUGUCACCAGUUUAGCGCUAGCAAACAGCGGCAUCACAAAAAUUGAACCUGGAGCCUUUUAUGCUUUCCAAAGCCUCACCAAACUGAGUUUAUAUCAAAAUAAUCUGACUACAACUAUGGCUUCUUGGCUUUCCAAGCCAGAGCGCUUAGAAAAUCUUACCCUGUCUCAGAACAUCAUUCAGGGAAUAGGGCCCUCUAUGCUGUCCCAUUUCUCUAACCUGACAACGCUUCAUUUGGCAAACAAUAGAAUUAAUAUGAUUGCAGUUGGCAGUUUAAAGCAUUUGUCUAAACUAACCUAUAUAGAUUUAUCUGGUAAUAACUUAUCUACCUUAACAAGAAAUGUGUUCAUUGGGUUGAGGCCUCCAAGAAUGAAAUUGGGUGACAAUCCGUGGAAUUGUUCCUGCGAACUUCAGGAUUUUGGAUUCUUUUUGCAAGAGCUGAUGAAUGCCUCUCUGCUGGAAGAUGCUUCAUCUGUGACAUGCCAAAGCCCGGCAGGCAUGAAAGGGGUUUCAGUUUGGAACAUAUCUGACUUUAAUUGCUCACCUGAGCUCCCAUCACCAUUCCUUACAAGCGUCUUCCAUAAAGUUGGAUUGCCUCUGGUGCUUAUGUGUUUAGCGUUCCUUUCCUUUCUUUUAUUGCUGCUUCUGCUCUGGGUGGUGAAACGAGAUAAAAAACAAGUGCAACCAGGCAGAGAAGCUACCGUUGAAGAUGGUGAUGGAGAGCAAAAAGGCCCCAUGAAUGCAAUGACCAAGAAAAUUAGGAACAACAGACUUUAUGAGGAAAAGGUACAGACAACAGAGAGUGACCAAACUCCACAAAGGAGAAUGCUCAAAGGUCGAGCAAAAUCUGCCUCAGCAGUUAUGUUGAGAAAGGAGUUUGAGCAGGGUACUUCUCAGCACUGGAGGCCAGUUGUUGGAAACGAGGAGCCGCUGAAACCCUCUUGCGUAGAAACACAUGAACAAACCUAUGUGGAAGGCAAAGACGACGCAGCAGAGCUCUGGUAUUUUAAUAGCUUGCCAGACUGGAAUAAAAGGGCCAUGCUCAGUCACGAGCCAAACAUUUCACCGACUAAUCUACAUCUAGAAACCUUGAGAGAGGAUAGUUCAGACCUGUUAAAGCCAUCACCGAGGGAGUGUGGAGUUUCAGAAGUGCCGCAGGAUGAUGAAAGUAAGGGAAAGGCUACUACAGAGACUUUUGAACCACUCUUGUAUUUAAGCGUUGCUAGAAGGACUGAAGAACCAGCCAGCCAUGCUGAACCAAAGGGCGAUGGUGUUACACAUGCAAAUACAGGCUCUUUUUCUUUGCGAAGAGUUUUUACGUGGCCAUACGAAAAUGGCAAAAUGGGCCAAAGUCAGAAGUUUUUUAAUACUUUGGAUUCCUUCAAGGCACAGUUCUGCCUCCCCACUAGUGACCCUGGCAUACCAGCACCAGUCAAGAAAACAGAAACCGAAGACGAGCAAAAGAGAUCGGACCUCCAUUUAAAGAUUGUCAAAGAACAGCAGACACUUGAUCUUUUCAGCACUGGUGCACCUAACUUAACAAGAGAGGUACAGCCAGUAAAAGCAUUAGUCCAUACUCCAAAGAAAAGAUCCAAGCAAGCAGCUGCAAUAGGAAAUGCAUUCAGCUCGCUGUCUAGAAAAGGGCUCGCAGCUCCUAAAAGCAUAAGAAAGAAGUGGAGCAACAAAAAGGGAUCUUCUCAGGCUGGAGCCUGCAAUGACCGUCUUACCUCUCCAGCCUCCUUAAACCCAGCUGACUGCACUGGCUCCCCUUGUGAUAAUACAUUCCUCACAAGUAACAAGUACAGCUUCAUUGAUCUGCUGCACGAAGUUGUGGAGAAUCGUGGACGAUGGACCAGGGAGAGGUGGCUGCAGACGCAUCGGGCGCAAAACGUUAGCCAGCCCCCAAUGAAACCAAAGUAAACUUGGGUCACACCUACUCCGCAAAGCUGCUGUUCCACGUGCUGUUUGGUGUCUCGCGAGUCAAGAUCAUUGCCCAAUUCAUGGGGAAAGGUGUUGCACUUGACAGCAGCAGUAGCCAACGUCCUCUUCAGAUGCGUGUCUACACUUCAGUCACAGCAGCUCUUCAAAAGGGUCAGAGAGCCGGACCUGAUCCUUAAGGCAUUUGGUGACCAAGGUUUGUCAGUCCAGCACAUUGUAUAGGCCAAAAUUUAAAUUGAUUUUCUAUUUGUGCCUGUAAAAAUUUAGACCAUAACUGUUAUCAUAUCCUUAUAGCUGUUAUCCACCCUAAAUAGCUUACUUGAUUGUUUCCUUAGGUGGAUGGACCUAGUGCCUUUACAUGAGUACAACCUAUUCCUGGUGAUAAUAUAAGGAUAAACGGAGGGCUAGUGUCAUUUUUAUAUGAACAGCGCAGUCUCCCUCAUAGGCUUUCAAGUUUUAUUUUAGGCUUCACACACUGUAUGUUCCAUUAAUAGCAGGUAUUAAUAUUAAUAAACUGUGUAGCUAGAAAUGUUUGUCCAGACUAAGCCAUAAUUGAUGGCUGCUGUUCUGUAAUACCAGAUCUAGUUCCCUGAUCUUUCGUGGCUUUUCUUGCAAGUGAAAAUGGGUCCUGCAUCCUGCAGACACCUGCUAAUUGUUUGCAAUCACACCCUGCAGAUGCCCGCUCGAUUUUUAUGUCUGUAUUUGUUGUGGUUCUGAUGGUAAACCAGAAGGAAUAUAUUCUCUCUGUGCUGAUAUUUGCUUAGAAAUGUUUUAAUGACUCCUAUUAUCUAAAAAGCACCCAGCUUUUUGUAGUGGAGUAGCAAUUUUGAUGUGGAUGUAUUUUCAUUGGAGAUGCUUGUUUAGCCUCUCAAGUUUCACUUGUUCACAGAAGUACACCAUAUGAUGAACUGGACGUAGGAUUCCUCUGCCCUACUUCAAAAUUUGCUUUAAUAAAAUUUUGAAGGCCAUAUUUUUGGAAUGUAUGUUUAAAAAAAAAAAAGAAAAGAACCGGUAUAGAUUCAAAAAUCAAAAUUCUCAAAAUUUGGAAGCAUUUUGUUGAACAGAAAGUCUAUUUGUAAUAAUAACCUUCUCCCUUCCCUCCCAUCCUCCCUCGUACACUAAUUUAUACUUGCCCAUGCUGGAUAUGGGUUCUGGUGAUUGCUUUUUCCCUUGGCAAGUAUCUUUAUGUGAUCUUGGGCCUGUGAAUAAAAUGUGGGCUGCCAUUA
Molecule: messenger RNA, 3653 nt
Organism: Alligator mississippiensis (American alligator)
Lineage: Eukaryota; Metazoa; Chordata; Crocodylia; Alligatoridae
Exons: 6
Coding region: 307-2409 (700 amino acids)
Molecular function (GO): protein binding
Source: RefSeq, a predicted model, not a curated record